GGAGUUCUUGACGGGCGCAUUGCGGAAAUUACGUCACAUAUGCGACCGUAGCAUCUCCCGCGCAACUGUUUCUCCCGCGAACUUAUUGAAAAAGACAGACAGACAGCAAAGAAACAUGUCGGGUGUAUUUGAAGCCCCUAAACACAGGAUAAAUGCCUCUAUGCUGUCUCAGUAUGUGAGCAAGCCCGUUUGCUUUACGGGGCGAGUGGAGAAGGUCCACCCGUCAGGAAAGUCUUUCACACUAACAGACGGCGAAGGCAAGACUGCAUCCGUAGAGCUCAAUGAGCCGCUUGAUGAGGAGCUGAGUGGAUUUGUGGAGGUGGUUGGCAUGGUAUCCAACAAAGGCACGAUCAUGGCUGUAGCCUACACCGCCCUCAGGGACGAAAAGAUACCCUUCGAUUUGGAGCUUUACAAUGAAGCGCUGAAGAUCAUCCACGACCACCCUCAGCACUACCCUUUCCAGUAGAGCGCCACUGUCACGUCCCUGGACUGGCCAGCCAUCACAGCACAGAGGGCUGUCCUGCUGCGUGAGCUAACUGGCUAACUGGCUAACUCUGGUCAUCUCAGGAGUAAGCACUGAUCUGCAAAAGAACACUGCAACAGCUAGAACUGUUUCUGCUAGUGACGUGUUGUUUUAGGAUCAGUGGUGACUCCCGAGGUUACCUAGGUAACCACAGUAGCCUCGCCUGUAGGAUGGCCCUCUGUUAAUAGUUGCAUCUUUAUACUCAAAUCUACACACAGGAUACAUGAUGGUCUGGUUUUGCUGAACAUGGGGAGCCUCUAUCAGUCAAUCCUUGACUUGGGUCAGAUGUCUGAUUUUUCUCAUAAAAGUCUGCAGAGUAUGGGAAUCACAUACUCACAAGCUGACCACCAUUUCUGUUUCUCAAAUUGUGUAUCUGAGAAAGAUGACCGAUAUGUACAUUUGUUUUGGGUUUAUUAUUUUUUUACUGUCUUGUAUCGAUCAGUUUAAUAACAAAUAAAUAUGUUUGUUUGUGA
Messenger RNA from Sardina pilchardus (European sardine), 996 nucleotides. RefSeq names its product replication protein A3 (gene rpa3). The transcript has 4 exons. The record is from RefSeq and is a predicted model, not a curated record. Gene Ontology annotation, molecular function: single-stranded DNA binding; damaged DNA binding. Bases 116 to 466 code for a protein of 116 amino acids. Gene Ontology annotation, biological process: double-strand break repair via homologous recombination; nucleotide-excision repair; DNA replication. Gene Ontology annotation, cellular component: nucleus; site of double-strand break; DNA replication factor A complex. Lineage: Eukaryota; Metazoa; Chordata; Actinopteri; Clupeiformes; Clupeidae.